Molecule: messenger RNA, 2108 nt
Organism: Pistacia vera
Lineage: Eukaryota; Viridiplantae; Streptophyta; Magnoliopsida; Sapindales; Anacardiaceae
Product: acid beta-fructofuranosidase-like
Exons: 7
Coding region: 54-1994 (646 amino acids)
Biological process (GO): carbohydrate metabolic process
Molecular function (GO): beta-fructofuranosidase activity
Source: RefSeq, a predicted model, not a curated record
UCUCUCUGUCUCUUCCUUCCCUUUCCCAUUGUUGUUUUUACAUUGUUUUCUUCAUGGCGGAUCCGAAUCCAUUGUUGCCAGCUUCAACUCUUGCCGACCCCACUUCUGAACAACGUUCGUUGAGCCGCCGCAACCCCACCAAGGUGCUCCUCGUCGCCUUUUGUGGGUUGUUGAUGGUCGGUUUUUUUGUUGCAUUAGUUAACGACCAGGGAUCAUUACGUAAUGCCCAUUUAAAAUAUAAAAGUAAUGAUGAUCAUAAGUCAUCAUUCCAACGCGGAAUAGUACGGCCAUUGGCUCGUGGGGUGUCGGCCGGCGUCUCCGAUAAGUCGAAUCGGCGGCUCGGUUCCAAUGCCCGGUCUUUCCCAUGGAAUAACACCAUGUUGUCAUGGCAAAGAACGGCCUUCCAUUUUCAGCCUGAAAAGAAUUGGAUGAACGAUCCUAAUGGUCCAGUGUUGUACAAGGGAUGGUAUCACUUGUUUUACCAGUACAACCCAAAAGCUGCAGUGUGGGGUGACAUUAUUUGGGGUCAUGCUGUAUCAAGGGACAUGGUCCAUUGGCUUCAUCUCCCUGAGGCCAUGGUUGCUGAUCAAUGGUAUGAUAUCAACGGUGUCUGGACUGGCUCAGCCACAAUCCUUCCUGACGGUAAACUUAUUAUGCUCUACACUGGAUCCACCAAUGAGUCAGUCCAGGUUCAAAAUCUUGCAUAUCCUGCUGACCCAUCUGAUCCUUUCCUCACCAAUUGGGUAAAAUACCCCGGAAACCCGGUUCUAGUCCCCCCACCAGGGAUUGGUCCCAAGGAUUUCCGAGAUCCAACGACAGCUUGGUACACUUCUGAAGGGAAGUGGCGUCUUACUAUUGGCUCCAAAAUAAAUAAAACUGGCAUAUCUUUGGUAUAUGAAACUGAAGAUUUCAUUAAUUAUAAGAUGUUGGAUAAAGAAUUACAUGGUGUCUCAGGAACAGGGAUGUGGGAAUGUGUAGAUUUUUAUCCUGUGUCAACAACAAUAGAAAAUGGGUUGGACACAUCAGUUAAUGGCCCUGGAGUGAAACAUGUUAUGAAGACAAGCCUGGAUGAUGAUAGACAUGACUACUAUGCACUUGGUACUUAUUAUGAGAAGAAUGGUACAUGGAUUCCAGACAAUCCCAAGAUUGAUGUUGGCAUCGGAAUUAGAUACGAUUAUGGUAUUUUCUAUGCGUCCAAGACCUUUUAUGAUCAGCACAAUGGGAGGAGAGUUUUGUGGGGUUGGAUUGGGGAAUCUGAUAGUGAAAUUGCUGAUGUCAAGAAAGGAUGGGCAUCACUUCAGGGCAUUCCAAGGACAGUGGUAUUUGACCAGAAAACUGGUAGCAAUCUACUCCAAUGGCCAGUGAAGGAGGUGAAUAGUUUGAGAUUGACCAGCAGGGAAUUUGACAAUGUGGAGCUCAAGCCAGGUUCAGUGGUACCACUUGAAGUUGGGCCAGCGACUCAGUUGGAUAUCGUAGCUGAAUUUGAGUUAGAGAUGGAGGCUUUGAACAGAACAUCUGCAUCGAAAGUAGAGUUCAGCUGCAGCAGCAGUGGGGGUGCUGCUGAACGCGGCGCAUUAGGACCCUUUGGCCUUGUAGUUCUGGCCGAUGAGCACCUCACUGAGCAGACUCCUGUAUAUUUCUAUGUUGCGAAAGAGAAAGAUGGAAAUCUCAAAAGUUUCUUCUGCAGCGAUCAAUCAAGGUCUUCUGAGGCAAGUGAUGUUAACAAACACAUCUAUGGGAGCUUCGUUCCAGUACUAAAAGGAGAAAAAUUGUCAGUGAGAGUAUUGGUGGAUCAUUCAAUAGUAGAAGGGUUUGCUCAAGGUGGAAGAACAUGUAUAACAUCAAGAGUAUAUCCAACAAAGGCAAUAUAUGGAGAUGCAAGGGUGUUUUUGUUCAACAAUGCAACUGAGACAAGUGUUACUAGCUCACUCAAGAUUUGGCAAAUGAAUUCUGCAUUCAUCCGCCCUUUCUCCAAGGCCGAUUACCACAUUUAAACAUUCCUAUUUUCAAUUUCAUUUUUGUAUCCAACCAGUCAGUUGUCCUUUUUAAGUUGUAGAAAUUCAAUUCAAAACCGCAUUUCUUCUUUUAUUGAUUUAUAUAUUUGUUUA